GACGUGGGUUCUCCGGGGCUCAGCAACCCUUUCCCUGCUUCUGCAUGCUGGCUUCCCAGGGCCUCAGCGCUGAAGCACUUUGUUCCCAGCUCUGGAGAGUGAUGGCCCUUGGUCAUCCCCCCCGUGCGGCCUUCCUGUUUCACCCUGUGUCAGAGACGUGCGCUUGGAUGUGGCUGGACGUGAUUCACCCCCUCGGUGGCAGCCUUGCGCCCAGACCUCGAUCAUUUCCUCCUGCUGGGUCUCCCGCUCCCGCCAGCCCAUCUCCAGCCUGUUCUCGACACAGCGACAAGAAUGAUCUUUUAACACAGAAGUCGGAUGAGGUUGCUCCUCUGCUCAGAGUCGUCAGAGCCCUCAUGAUGGCCGGGACAUCUCUGUUAAAACGUAUCCUUCUCAAGGACAAAAUUUUUAAGUCUUUUAUUUUCUACUGAAUCUUCAGAAUCAAGACUUGAGCCUAGGAAUGAGAUCACUGUUGAUACUCACACAGCAAUUCUUGGAUUCCUACGUGGAGUUUUGAAGAAGCAUGCAUUUGAGGAAUUAAAAAGUCAACUCUCUAAAUUGGAAAAGGAUCAUUUAGAUGUCAUCUACUCCAAUUUCCCACCCUGCGCAGGAAUCCUUCUAUAGAAAAGCUUCCUAGAAGUCUGGAAUGUGUGUCAUUGUAAUCAAGAUUUCCUGUCUUGCUUGCACACUUGAGUUAUACGGAGGCAGAAAAGAACGUGACUAAAAUGGGCCUGUGUGUGACUGUGUUCCACUUCCUUUCCCUGGGGAUGCUUUAGAAAAACAAAUGAAGAGGGGUUUCAAAGGAGAAUGGCAGACGUGCACACUGCAGCCCGGAGAACUGGCCAUGUGCCUUCUGACCAAUGGUCUUCUGGUCAGUACUGCUAGCAGAAGUUGAUGACAACAGGAGCUGUCCAUAUCUGGCAGUGAAAAUCACUCCUGCCAUCCCCGUGGUUGGCGGCAUACUGUUCUUCUUUGUGAUGGGGACCCUGCUUCGCACCAGCUUCAGUGACCCCGGCGUCCUUCCGCGAGCCACGCCUGAUGAAGCCGCCGACCUGGAAAGGCAAAUAGAUAUUGCCAACGGCACCAGUUCAGGGGGGUACCGCCCACCUCCCAGAACCAAAGAAGUCAUCAUCAAUGGCCAGACUGUGAAACUUAAAUAUUGUUUCACCUGCAAGAUUUUCCGGCCCCCGCGUGCCUCCCAUUGUAGCCUUUGUGAUAACUGCGUAGAACGGUUUGAUCACCACUGUCCCUGGGUAGGCAACUGUGUGGGGAAAAGAAACUACAGAUUUUUUUAUAUGUUUAUUUUAUCUCUGUCUUUUCUGACAGUCUUUAUAUUUGCAUUCGUUAUCACGCACGUCAUUCUUCGUUCACAACAAACGGGAUUCCUAAAUGCCCUGAAGGACAGUCCUGCAAGCGUGCUGGAGGCCGUGGUGUGCUUCUUCUCUGUCUGGUCUAUCGUGGGGCUCUCGGGUUUCCACACGUACCUGAUCAGCUCCAACCAGACGACGAAUGAAGAUAUUAAAGGCUCUUGGUCAAAUAAAAGAGGUAAAGAAAAUUACAAUCCCUACAGCUAUGGGAAUAUCUUUACAAACUGCUGUGUUGCCCUGUGUGGGCCCAUCUCUCCCAGCCUCAUUGACAGAAGAGGGUACAUCCUGCCUGACACACCCCAGCCAGCUGCGCCCUCCAAUGGGAUGGCCGCGUACGGGGCCACGCAGUCUCAGAGCGACAUGUGCGACCAAGACCAGUGCAUUCAGAGCACCAAAUUCGUUUUGCAGGCCGCGGCCACGCCCCUGCUGCAGAGCGAGCCCAGCCUCACCAGCGACGAGCUGCACCUGCCUGGAAAGCCAGGCCUGGGCACGCCCUGUGCCAGCCUGACGCUCGGGCAGCCCACGCCGCCCUCUUCCAUGCCCAACCUCUCCGCCGAGGCCGUGCUCACAGACAUACUGCCUCUGAAAGAGGAGCACGUGGGCCACCAGUUCCUGACCCCAGAGGAAGCGCCAUCGCCGCCCAGGAUGCUGGCAGGCAGCCCCCUGGCGCACAGCCGCACCAUGCACGUCCUGGGCCUGGCCAGCCAGGACUCUCUGCAUGAGGACUCAGUGCGUGGACUGGUGAAGCUCAGCUCGGUGUGAUCAUGUGGCCCCCCUGCCCCGUGACUGCAGGCAGUGGGAGGGGCCAGACGGGGUGCCCCCCACAGCAACUUUCUGGUGACCCAAUGGCGUGGUGGUGAGGACAACUCCAGGUCCUGAGGCACAGGGGCCACACUGGGAGAGUAAAUGGAUCCCCUCCGAUAACAGAGGUGGGCAGGACCCCCGUGCUGACGGCUUGGUUUUAUUGGAAUUUUCUUCCCCACCCUGACGGCUUUGAUCAUAUUGAAAAUAGAGAAGUAGCUAUUUUCAGGCAUUUGGAAUAUGAAGGGUGGGCAUGGGGAGGGAGGAGCCUCGGGGGCUGCGAUCAGAGUCAGAGCAAAGGACCAUGCCUGGAUGUUCCACUGUCUGCUUGCUGCUCUUGUGACGGACGUCUGGAAGGUUUACGACGCUCGUGGCCGAACUGAAAUUGCACUUGUGUUAUGCUACUAAUAUUUGAAAUAGACAUGCCAUUCCAUUUGUUAAUUUAAAACAAACAAACAAAAACCUAAAGGGAAAAAGCGGCCAGAUGUGGAUUUGCAUGCCACGCGACAGUCUGUUUACAGUGUUGUUGGUAUUCAAAAGGAAGUGCUGCUUUCUUUCUUUCUUUCUUUUACUUUUGUGAAUUUUCGAGUGCUGUUUUAUGGGGAGACACAGCGACCAACCGCGACUAACAGACAGUGCCGUCUCUCGCCGGCUUCUUCGGCUUAAUUACACGUAGUAGGUGGCACCUGGGCUGGAGGGGUUUUAUCAGAUCCAGGAUCAGUUAACCUUCUGUUUAGUAGUCAGCCAAGGUAAUGUGUUGUACCACACCCCCCACAGUCUUCACCUCCUUGUGUGACCAAACUUCCUGUGGACAGCCAAUAAAAUGACGUCCUCUGUUA
Equus quagga is the source of this 3004-nucleotide messenger RNA. It is a transcript of the gene ZDHHC14, whose product is annotated as zinc finger DHHC-type palmitoyltransferase 14. Lineage: Eukaryota; Metazoa; Chordata; Mammalia; Perissodactyla; Equidae. The record is from RefSeq and is a predicted model, not a curated record. Gene Ontology annotation, molecular function: protein-cysteine S-palmitoyltransferase activity. The transcript has 11 exons. Bases 858 to 2126 code for a protein of 422 amino acids. Gene Ontology annotation, cellular component: Golgi apparatus; endoplasmic reticulum. Gene Ontology annotation, biological process: peptidyl-L-cysteine S-palmitoylation; protein targeting to membrane.